This is a messenger RNA of Cornus florida, 1077 nucleotides long. RefSeq lists its product as uncharacterized. The transcript has 2 exons. The coding region runs from base 1 to 1077 and encodes 358 amino acids. The record is from RefSeq and is a predicted model, not a curated record. Lineage: Eukaryota; Viridiplantae; Streptophyta; Magnoliopsida; Cornales; Cornaceae.
AUGGCUUUGGAUGAUCGUAAUGACCCUUGGAUGUGCAGAGUUUUUCCUACCAGUUUGAUAGGAGCAGCACUAGAGUGGUUCAGGAAUAGACCGCAUAAAUCCAUCCCAAAUUACGUAACUCUAUGCACCAUGUUCCUGGCACAGUAUUGCGGAAAUAAAAAGCAAAAGAAAAGCAUUGCCAGCCUCUUCACCGUAAGGCAGAAAAGGGGGGAAACAUUGCAGGAUUUCUUAUCAAGAUUCAACAUGGAGGCAUCAGAAAUAGCGGAUUGUCAUCCCGCAACUGCUAUAGAGACAUUUAAACUUGCAAUGAUUCAGGGGACGAAGUUCCACACUUCCCUACUCAAGUAUUCUCCUCCCAACAUGCAGACUCUCAAUGCCAGAGCCCAGAUCUACAUUCGGCUUGAGGAAAAUAUAGCCCACCAAGCGCAACACGCUACCCUCGCACCUGAAAAAAGGCAAAGGGUAGAGGAAGGGUUUACACCUCUCCGAACUACCUUGGCUCGGCUCUUCCAAGAGAAUAAGACGAAGUUCACAAUUCCGCAGCCAAUAAAGCAACCCCUGGAACAAAGGGACAAAAGCAAGCAUUGCGCUCAUCAUCGAGAUUAUGGGCAUUCAACCAACGAUUGCCGAUCCCUCAGGCGACAAGUGGAGAAUAUGAUCGCCAGAGGUGAGUUGACGGAUUACCUCAUGACAAAGGAGCAUGCAAAGCCCCGCGAGGUCUAUCCUCGCAAGGUAGAAGGUACGCAAGUAAAAGUCAUCCAUGCAAUACAUGGUAGGUCUGAAGAUGAUCAGGAGUCCGAGAAGGUGUACAGGUCCAGAUUGAGGGCGACCCACAAACUCAGGAAGAUAUCCUUGGUCAAUGCUAUCAAUUAUGGUAGCAUUAAUAUUGGAUUCAGAGAUGGCGACCUAUCCAGAGUGCAACUCCCCCACGAGGAUCCAUUGGUCAUUAGUCUUUUAGUGGCCAAUUGUAUGAUCAGGAGGGUUUUGGUAGAUUCAAGAAGUAGCGCUAACAUAAUCACAAAGACGGUCUUUGAUCAGUUAAGAGAUCAUGUCAUCAUCUAUUCGACCUACCUCUAG